This is a messenger RNA of Brassicogethes aeneus, 1345 nucleotides long. The record is from the annotation of a GenBank genome assembly. Lineage: Eukaryota; Metazoa; Arthropoda; Insecta; Coleoptera; Nitidulidae.
GAGCCGGUCGCCGAGUUGACUUUCGUCCCGCAGCCCAUGGGCAGGAUUAACAGUUGCCACUUCGAGCUUUGCAACGUCGCACGGCCAGCAGAAGAGGCACGCAACCCGCACGACGUCAGGUCACGUGUGCCUGCCAAACCGCCGAGGAAGGUGCUCAGCUUGAAUGGAACCCACAGGAGAAACCAUGAAGACUAUCCGGAAGCAAAAACUAAUUUGAGCAUGCGAAGUCCGGACUCGCUGCCUAGCAACGAAGCCAGCUGCGUGGACGUGGACCAAAUCAACCUGGAAAAUGGCCUGCCGCGGAACAAGUUCGCGGAAAAAUCCGCGCAAACUAGCCACCUGGUGCCGUACAGGCUGCGCUUCUGGCCCAAGCUGCACCACGCCGUGAAGCUGGGCCCGUCGGAGAGCAGCUGCACGAAGCUGCGCGUCGCCUGCAUCUGCAGGAUCCUGAGCCAGUGGCUGCUCUCGCAGGUCGGCCUGACGGUCCUCUUGGUGUUCUGGGCUUUGGUGGGCGCCUAUGGGUUUCACAUCACGGAAGGACCCAGAGAGUUGCAGAAGUCCAAGGACAUCCAGAAAAUUCAGAACGAGAUAUCGCAGGAACUGUCUGCGACGUUGCAGAAAGACAAAGAUACCGGAAGUUGGCCGGCGACAGUCAAUAGAUACUUGGAAAAGCACAAAACGCUUAUUUUAGACGCCGUGAGCGAAGGUUACGGCGAAAGCCGAAGUGGCAGCAUAUGGACCUACCCUGGGUGCAUACUCUUUUCCGUUUCACUGCUUACCACUCUAGGUUUUGGUGCCCCGGUUCCUAGAACAGUCGAAGGUCGCGGCGCAGCCAUCCUAUUCGCCGCCGUCGGCAUCCCCCUCCACUUCCUUUUAAUCCUGAACUUCGGCAACCUGAUGGCCGUCAAGCUGCAAACGCUGGCGUACAAGUGCCACCCCUCCGAUAUCCCGCUGAAAAAGCCGCCGCUUUGGUUGAAGUGGUUCCCGCUGGUCGCCAUGGUGACCUUCUACGCCUUGGGCGUGCUGGUGUUCGGCGUUGCCAGACUGCGCUCGCCCGUCGACUGCCUCAUGUUUCCGCUGGACUUCACGACGGUGGGGGGCGUGGCCCAAGUGCAAGGACACCUGCGGAUAGCGUACGCCGUCUAUCUGGAGGGCGCGGUCACGUUGGCGGCCGUCGUCGUGUCGCUGGUUCAGGCGUCCGCCACCAGGGGCAUCGUGGAUUUGUGUUUGAGGUUAGGGUUGCUCAUCAACACGUGAAUGUCGUGUGACGGUCGAGUGAUAGAUUUAUGUGAUUAAUUUAUUUAAAUAAAUUAUAGGAUACAAAGGAGUUUUAUUUUAAUUGUAA